AUGGAUUCAACCGCAAUUACACAACAACAACAGCAACAAAAGAAACUACAGCCUAGCCGUAAAGGUAAAAAGGCUUGGCGUAAGAAUAUUGAUAUAACAGAUGUUGAAGAGGGGCAGGAAGAAUUACGAGCCGUUGAAAGAGUCAUUGGUGGGGAUGCUGAAGCACUGAAAGACGAUGAAUUAUUUACUAUCGAUACAGAAGGUGAUAAUAAAGUAAAAAGACAAUUAGCAAAGGAGAAGCCUCUUCGUGUCGAUGAGAUUUUACAACAACGAUCUGCAGUACCUGCUGUGCAAACCAAAAAGAAUCCCUUCAAAAAACCAGAAAUGUCAGAUAAAAUUGCUUCGAAGCAUGAAUAUAAUACUCUAAAGCGCAAAUUGGAAAGCAAUGCGUCUAUUACGAAUAAAAAGAAGAAGAACGAGAAGAAAAACGCUAGUACAAAUAAAUCUUACGACCUGUGGGGCGAUGACUCCAUGGAAGAGGAUUCACAACCAGCCAACGAUUUCACACCAGCUCCCAAAAAGCCUAAAGCUCCCAAGACAUUUUCUGAAAAACCCACGGCUUUACAUCAUAUUCCAGCCGUUGAUACACCAGCAGGUGGACAGUCGUAUAACCCUACUAUGGAAGACCAUCAACAACUUAUCAUUAAAGCUUCAGAAGUUGAACAACGCAAAGUGGAUCUUCUCAAGCAACUGCAGGAACAGCUUUCUUAUCGUGAAGAGCUGAAACAAUUAAAAGAUGAACUGGCAGUGAAGGACAGUCUAGAAGACGAUGAGGAUCUCGAAGAUAAACCGGAAGAUGAUGAACAGAUCAAGAAGCAGAAAGCAGCUAAACGUAAAACUCGACAAGAGCGACAAAAGUCACAUCGUCUUGCUACUGCCGAAUUAGAAAAGAAACAGAAGAAACAAGAAAAGCUUAUUCGUCAACAAAUUGAUCAAUUGAGAGCAAUUGAGAAAGAGCUGGUUGAACGUAUGGAGGAAUUGGAUAAACUAGCAGAAGAAAGAGGCAUCAAGAGGGAAGAAGAGGAUAAGAAGGGCAAAAAGAGACUAGGCAAGUACUUUGUUCCAGAAUUACCAGUGGAUGUACAGUUAACAGACGAACUUUGUGAGACACUUCGUCAAUUAAAGGUAAGUUUUUGA
Mycotypha africana is the source of this 1137-nucleotide messenger RNA. Its product is annotated as ribosome biogenesis protein Nop53/GLTSCR2. Gene Ontology annotation, biological process: rRNA processing; ribosomal large subunit assembly. The record is from RefSeq and is a predicted model, not a curated record. Gene Ontology annotation, molecular function: 5S rRNA binding. Gene Ontology annotation, cellular component: nucleolus. NCBI's taxonomy places the organism in Eukaryota, Fungi, Mucoromycota, Mucoromycetes, Mucorales, Mycotyphaceae. The transcript is spliced from 5 exons. The coding region runs from base 1 to 1137 and encodes 378 amino acids.